AUGACAAUUAAAAUAUUCAUAUAUCUGGUUGCAUUAAGUCAUUUAUCAACUUCUUUACGUAAUUUAAUUUUAAGUCCUGAUGUUAAAAGAAUUAAUUCAAAUGCUAUAGCAAAUUUUGAUGUUGAUGUUAAUUUUUUAGAGCAAUUUGCUCAAAGUCUUGAAGAUCCACAAAUAGCUGAUGCAUUCAUAGAAUUAAGACAAAUUGUUACCUUACUUCAAUCUGAAAAUAUAGAAGAAUAUUUAAAUCCUUCUACAAGGAACAAAAAAUAUUCUGGAUUAAAACCAUCUGACGUUAUAAACUUAUUUGAAAAGUGGUUACGUGAUCAACCGUCAUUAUCAAUGACACCAGAAGAACGUGCUAAAAAACGUGCUAUGGAAGGUGUAGUAAGAUCAUUAAGAGCAUCAAU
This is a messenger RNA of Entrophospora sp. SA101, 407 nucleotides long. The record is from the annotation of a GenBank genome assembly. NCBI's taxonomy places the organism in Eukaryota, Fungi, Glomeromycota, Glomeromycetes, Entrophosporales, Entrophosporaceae.